AUGAAGAUCACGUCCAGGGCGUUCGAGCGCGACGCCAAAGGAUGGAUCAAGGUCAUCCCGGAGAACCCCGAUGAUAUCUGGCACGUGUACAAUUUAAUAUCCGUCGACGACGACGUGGAGUGCACGACGACGCGGAAGAUCAAGGGUCUCGAGGGUGAGCGCGUUCGGGACUCGAGCGCGAAGACAAAACGGAUUACACUGAGAGUACGAUGCGAGGACGUCGAGUACGACGCGGAAGGGUCGACGAUUCGAAUAAAAGGGCGAAAUCAGACGGAAUGUGAGGAGGUCAAGCUGAACGCGUAUCACACGCUGGAGAUUGCGAUCGGACGCGGUGUGAAGAUUGAGAAAUCAGAGUGGGACGCGGUGGACGUGCGGCGAUUGGAGGAGGCGGCGGAUCCGUCCACGACCGCCGAUCUCGCGGCGGUGCUUAUUGUAGAGGGACAGGCGAAUGUUGUUUUAGUAAGUCCGACGCGGACGAUCGUGAAGGGACGGAUCGAGGCGUCGAUGCCGAGGAAACGGGGGAUGGCGCUCAUGGGAUACGAAAAGGCGGAGACGAAAUUUUUCAACAACGUCGCGGCGGUGGUGGAAAGACACGUAGACUUCGACAGGGUAAAGUGCCUCGUGAUUGCAGGCCCGGGUUUUGCGAAGGAUACAUUUUACGAUUUUUUAAAGCUCGAGGCGGUGCGAAGAAACUGGAAGACCCUGCAGACGAAUUUCAAUCGAAUUGUGAAGGCGCACUCGUCAAGCGCGUACGUUCACUCCCUGAGCGAGGUAUUGGAGAACCCGACUGUUCGGGCGUUGAUUGCGGACACAAAGGCGGCGAGCGAGGUGAAGGCUCUCGACGAUUUCUUCGAAAUGCUCGCCAACGAUCCCGCGAGGGCGUUUUACGGUCCUGCACACGUCAUGGCGGCGCACGAGUUACAAGCCAUCGAUAAGCUUUUGAUCACCGACGGCACGUUUCGAACAAAAAACGUAGCGCAUAGGAAGAUGUGGGUCCGAGUCACCGAGGAGAUCGCGAAAUCCGGCGGUGUGACGCACGUGUUUUCCUCUGCGCAUGCGAGCGGCGAGCAGCUCGAACAACUCACCGGUGUCGCGGCACUUCUCAAGUUUCCUUUGCCGGACCUCGCCGACGCCGAGUUAGCACCCUUGUAA
This is a messenger RNA of Ostreococcus tauri, 1152 nucleotides long. Its product is annotated as Translation release factor pelota-like. The transcript has 2 exons. Lineage: Eukaryota; Viridiplantae; Chlorophyta; Mamiellophyceae; Mamiellales; Bathycoccaceae. Gene Ontology annotation, cellular component: cytoplasm. The record is from RefSeq and is a predicted model, not a curated record. Bases 1 to 1152 code for a protein of 383 amino acids. Gene Ontology annotation, biological process: nuclear-transcribed mRNA catabolic process, non-stop decay; RNA surveillance; nonfunctional rRNA decay.